Protopolystoma xenopodis is the source of this 408-nucleotide messenger RNA. Lineage: Eukaryota; Metazoa; Platyhelminthes; Monogenea; Polystomatidea; Polystomatidae. The record is from the annotation of a GenBank genome assembly.
AUGCUUUAUUAUUCGUCUGCUUGCCUGACUGCAGACCUUAUUCGUAUGUUGACCUGCUUUUUUGCUCCGCGACUCAAAAUAAUUCUUGGAUUUAGCGCCACAUGUCUUCUUCAUCUCAACUCCGGCCAUUUAUCCACUACGCCAAGCGACUCAAGUCUUCCACGCCUCAAAUUGCGCCGUGUCUCUCAGCUUAGCAGUCGCCUAGCCACCGCUUUCACAUCUUCCUCUACCCACUCUUCUGUUGUUAGCUGUCUCAAUUCUAGCACACACCCUGCUACCGCGGCUCCGUUUUCGGACUCCAGCCCGAAUCUAUUCAGACGUGCCAGUCAACUGUCUUUGGCCUCGCUUGCUUCCACUUCCACUCUGCCUAAUGAUCAGGCCUUGAAGCUUGUCACAUCUUCUCAUUAG